Molecule: messenger RNA, 981 nt
Organism: Oryzias melastigma (Indian medaka)
Lineage: Eukaryota; Metazoa; Chordata; Actinopteri; Beloniformes; Adrianichthyidae
Product: UDP-N-acetylglucosamine/UDP-glucose/GDP-mannose transporter
Cellular component (GO): Golgi apparatus
Molecular function (GO): GDP-fucose transmembrane transporter activity; antiporter activity
Source: RefSeq, a predicted model, not a curated record
UCCGCGACAGUCAAUGGGCGCGGGCGCGCGCGCGGGCGUCGCUGUGGCUGAGCCUGUCGGGAUGGCAGCGGGCUGCGCAGCGGCGGCCCCCACAGCGGAAUGAGAGUUCGUCGGGAUGGCGGAGAAACCGUCGGCGCUGUUCGUGAAGCUGUUCGCCGCCGGAUUCUACGGCGUGAGCUCGUUCCUGAUCGUGGUGGUGAAUAAAAGUGUUCUCACCAACUACAGGUUCCCGUCGUCCAUAUGUGUGGGGAUAGGACAGAUGCUGGCCACGGUGACCGUGCUGUGGGUGGGCAAGGCAUCCCGGGUGAUCAGCUUCCCCGACUAUGAUGAUAACAUUCCCAACAAGACUUUCCCUCUACCUCUCCUCUAUGUGGGAAACCAAAUCACUGGUCUGUUUGGUACCAAACGGCUCAACCUGCCGAUGUUUACAGUCCUCAGGAGGUUCUCCAUUUUAUUCACCAUGUUGGCUGAAGGACUUCUGCUCAAGAAGAAGUUCUCUUGGCCGGUUCAGCUGACAGUAUUUACAAUGAUCCUCGGAGCUUUUAUAGCUGCCAGUGCAGAUUUGACCUUUGACCUGCAGGGCUACGUCUUCAUCCUGCUGAACGACGUCCUGACUGCAGCUAACGGAGCCUAUGUCAAGCAGAAAUUAGAUGCAAAGGAGUUGGGGAAGUAUGGAUUAUUGUAUUAUAAUGCAUUAUUUAUGAUCAUUCCCACCAUGCUGUUGGCCAUUGUAACGGGAGAGCUGAACAAGGCGAUGGAGUUUGAUGGCUGGUCCGAUAUACUUUUCCUGUCCCAGUUCAUCCUGUCUUGUGUCAUGGGGUUUGUUCUGAUGUAUUCCACGGUAUUAUGUACUCAGCACAACUCGGCGUUAACUACCACCAUUGUGGGCUGCAUCAAGAAUGUCCUGGUGACCUACAUUGGGAUGAUCAUGAGCGGAGACUACAUUUUCUCCUGGACCAACUUCAUAGGUUUGAACAUCAG